Messenger RNA from Lodderomyces elongisporus, 5325 nucleotides. It is a transcript of the gene SRB8, whose product is annotated as Srb8p. Lineage: Eukaryota; Fungi; Ascomycota; Pichiomycetes; Serinales; Debaryomycetaceae. The record is from RefSeq and is a predicted model, not a curated record. Gene Ontology annotation, cellular component: mediator complex. Bases 1 to 5325 code for a protein of 1774 amino acids. Gene Ontology annotation, molecular function: transcription coregulator activity. Gene Ontology annotation, biological process: regulation of transcription by RNA polymerase II. The transcript has a single exon.
AUGUUGAGUAAAACAAAGAGUCGGAAUAGGUUGCUGUUGUCGAAUCACAAAUCAAAUACCGGCGGGUCGGCAACUCGGGACGAGCUCUUGCGGCUAAAGUAUCUGAUGAUCAAGCCCGAUUUAUCGGUGUAUACCCUAGAUGAUACUACAACCACUGUUGUUUCGACUCCACGAACGGCCACAGAACCGAAAAUAACAACCGAACCAACGUAUCCUGAUUUCACACCAUGGAAAGAUUUCACUCAAGUCUCCGAACAGAAAGAAUCAACAGGAACUGAAACUAAAACUGGAACUGGAACUGGAACUGGAACUGGAUCCAUUGAUCAAUCCCGAUCCCAAGUACCUCCAUCAGGUGAAGCAGCAGAAAAGGAACAUGUAUAUUUUAAUAAGGGGUAUGCAGAGGCCCCGCAGGUUAACAAUGAAUACUACUCGGCCAGGAACCUUUUACAAAGUACACUUUUAAAGUCAAACGAUAAUUGUAAUACAGUAAUAUCAGAGCUAUCGCAGCAUUUGACAAAUUCGUUUAGAUCAAGAAACGAGGUAAUUAAUAGGAUAAAAAGCGACUCGGCCCACUUUCGGCUACCUCAGAGAGUAACUCUUACCGCAGCAAAGCGGGAUAUGUGGCUCACUGAGUUGAGUAAUCCCAAUAUUCCAUUGCAAAAGAUAGGAGAAAAAAUCCCACACGGUAUGAAAAACAAGACGUUAAUUGAUGCAGUAAUUACAAAAAAGAUUCCAAUUGAUAGAGCGUUGUGGCUUACAAAGUGCAUUUUAUAUGGAGAAAUCAUUGCAUUGAGGCGAAAAAUUCAAAGUCGGCUAAAUUUAAACGGUGGAGGUAAUGGCAGUGUCAGUGGAAAUACUGGUAUGGGUGUUGGCUCAUCUGCUCUUGCAUCAGAGUGGACAGUGUUUGAAAAGUAUGAAAUCCACUGGUUUCACGACUGGACUCAACAAGUGACGGAAUAUAUAUUCAAAUUUUCCAAAGAGAUGAAUAGUAUCACCAAUCAUGAAUAUAAGGGUGUCUAUAUGAGCAGAUUAAGCUACUUGUUGGAUUAUGUGCAACACUUGUAUAUUGAAGCCUUAGUUGAUCCAUCCUACUUUCAAAUACAAAUUUUGAAGCCAUUUAGAGACAACAUUCCAAAAGAUAAAAAACUACUUGAAAGCAUCACGAUAAAUACCAAUCAAGAUGACGACGAAGCAGACAAUUGCGAAGAUGGACAAGAUGAAAAAGAAGUACACGAUGCAAGUGAUCGACAAAGAGCCCUCGUUAAGGUAGAUUUUUCUCAGACUUUAUUUGCAUUGACAUUAUUGAAAAUAUUCUGGAAAGAUCUUCUACAGCAUGAAAAUGUUAUUAAGGAGGUGGCGGAAUUGCUUUUAUUAAACUAUAUGAUCAUUGCAAACCUGGUGCUUAUAACCGGCAUACGUUUGCCGCAAACCCUUGGGUCCAAGUUGACUGGCUCCAUAAAAGAUCUUAUCGUAUACUUGUUUAAGCACGAUGUGAAUAUCUUUGUCAUUCCUGAGUCGUGGCAUCAUGUGGAAAGUUUAUUAAACGAGAUUCUUCUUCUGCAUCUGGAGGCAUGCACUUUGGAGCAGAAAGGAAAACUUUUGAAACAGCUCGAUUUAAUAAAGUUUAGAAAUGAAAGCCUCGUACUCAACACAAAAGGUGAAACUGGUUCUGCAAGUGGAAGUGGAAGUGAAGGUGAAGGUGUACUUGGGAAUGACACACAUAGCCCGAAGGACGGUGCAAGUUUGUUGACCACUAAUAUUAGACAUAAACGCGAGAGUUCCAGCAAUGCAGCUUUAAUUAUUAACAACUUGGACAAUGGUCGUCUCAACGAUAAAAUGGCAGAAAUGUUUUUACCUUACAACAAUGGUAACGUCACGGUGGCCGAAUCUAGUUUUACCUGGAAACAAAACCUCUCUAUUUUAAUUGUUUGGUGUUGUACCAAAUGGCGGAGUAGGUCCAAUAAGAGCGAAGAGAUUCAAAUUGCGUGUUCAUUUUUGGAAAAAUCUAUUUCAAAAAUUGGCUUGGAUAGAUAUCAAAGGAACGAGUUGGAAAAUGAGAUUUUGGAAAACAUUUUUGCAUUAAUCGAUGACAAAGAGGAGUUGAUAUUCAUUGAUCAGAGCCAAUUAUACUGUUUGAUCAAUGAGCUCUAUCGAGCCAAAAUUUGUUCAGUUUCAUCUUAUAUGCGAAAACUAAUUUCUUCAGGUGUCUUAUCGUCUCCCGAACUAUUUAGUGAUGAUGAACAAAUACCAAUGGUGAUUCAAGCGCAUUUGAACAUAUUGCAAUGUUUACCUGUUGAGAAUAAUAGGCAGCGCAACAACCUAUUGAAGAAAUGGAGAUGCGGUACCUUGGAGCCGGAAAAAUUACAAGAAACUAAACAAUUAUUUGCUUUGAAUUUUAUCGAUCGAAUUGCAAAAAAUGAGGAUAUCUUAUCUCAUAUAAUUGACUUAUCUAAUGCUGUUACACAUUUAACAUAUGGUUCAAAAAUACAAUUGACUAAUUGGUUUGCAAAGGAAUUGAAUGCCGUUUUUAAACGAACUACAAAAUUGAUUCGUUUAUCUCCAACGAUUGUUUAUGCCAUGUAUCUAUUGCACAAGGAUUGUAAUAAUCUUUUGGCCUUUUUCAAGUUUGUGGUGCCUACAAUUUUGAAAAAUGAGAGCGGCAUCAUUUUUUUGCACCAUAACGCGCUAUACCUUGUGGCUAGGCUAGUUAUGAAACAUUUUAGAUUGAUUAAGCAGUUUUCCAGUUCUUCAGAAACCUCAGCAUUGACUUUGUUUCUGCUAAUUCUACAAAAUUACCGCGAAGCAGAAGAGUAUAGUAGCUAUUAUAACUUUGAGCAGGUAUGGAACUUUAUGGAUCAUGCAAUUAGCAGAACGAACGCCAAACUGAAUCUGGUUCUGAACCAAGAUCAUAAUCAAAAGAGACGCAAAGUUGACAAUAAUAGUAUUGGCACUAAUGAUUCUGUUCAAAGUGUGCCUCCUACGGUGCGUUCAACAUCCGAAUUUCCGGACACUCCAAUGCGUAUAAACGUUGAAGAUAUAUCGAAUACAACCAUGGUUAAUGCAAACGCUGGGUCUCAAACUAUUAACACAGCUGAUGAUUUUUUCGAAAGUCUCGCGAACCUACGUCGUCUCUCGUCAAAUUACCAUUUGGAAAAUGAUUCUGCAAGUUUCUCUUCUCAACAUUUGAGCUUGAGUGUGGAUGUGCUUUUGGAGUCAUGGAUAUUACAAAACUCGCCAAAUUCGAAGGAUUAUAAUGUGCCAGCAAAAGAAAAAGAGGAGAAAGAAAUUCAGACCGUUCAACUUUUAAAAUUGAAGUUGGCUAAUGAAAGUGCCAGUGAUGAAGACAACAGCAAUGCCAACAGCAAUGCCAACAACAAUGCCAACAACAAUGCCAACAACAAUGCCAACAACAAUGCCAACAACAAUGCCAACAACAAUGCCAACAACAAUGCCAACAACAAAAGUGUAGUCAAUCUGAAGGAAAAUAUAAUUUUCAAAAUGAAGAACUUACUCAAUCAAGUGGACAAUUCUGAGCAACGAUGUGCCAUGUUGAAGAAGCUAGUGAUAUAUGAUAUUGUGAGUGUGGGCGAUAUUAUCAAAAUUAUGUUUUCGUUGGAUAAAGCGUUCAGUAUAAAUUACAAGCUUUUCAAUUCAAUGUUGUUAAAUUCUGGUUCUGGCUCUAGUUCUGGUUAUGAAAAUAACUUAUAUUCAAACUUCAAUUCAGAUAGGAAUCAAUUCAUUUCGCCAAUACAGCAAGAACUUUUUGAUAUUGCAGUUGGCUUCUACAAACGGAAGAAUAGAAAAGAGUUUUUCCACCUCAUUUUAAAAAGCUUGACAAGCGAUGGUCCACUAUUCACAAAUGAUUUGAUGAUUAAUCAUGAAUUUGUCACUUUAGAAUACCUUCGCGAUAUACUUGCAAGAGAUGCGUCAUUUUUGAACGAAUCUCUUUUUGCCCAAUUAAGUAGAGACGAUUCUAUCGAGUUGUUAAACUUGUUGCUUGGUAGAAAUAACAAUAAUUACAUUUUAAGUUUAGAAGGUUUUGAAAAUGAAAUUCGUCAUUUAAACGAAUUUAAUAUUGGUGGUUACCAGAUAUUGGUUGCUUUGUUGUCCAAGUUGCUUGACGUAGUUGACUUAUCUGUGAGAAAGUUGCGAUGGGAACAAUUUGUUGCUGCCAUGCUCAAUUGCUCAGAAGACUUUCAAAAAUCAUCAAGUAACACUGAUGUUGAUUACAAUGACGAACGAAUCAAGACGGCAUUCAAAUUGUUUGAAUUUGUUUCUUGGGAUCAAAAGGCUAUUUUGCUUGAAGUAUUUGAAGAAGUUUUUUUGUCACAAGGAAAUGAUGCGCGUGGCGAGAAUCAAGGAGUAGUUAUGCUUUCGAAACCCCGCUUAUUGGGCAUUGAUCUGUUUUUUACUAAUUUCAUUUACAAUUCAAGCCAUAAAGUUGGCAUUUCAGAACAUCUUAUCAACUCAAUUUCAAAUUUUGUCAAAAGCAUGUUGUCCACGCUAGAUAUUGCAAAGUCCGAAGUGGUGUUGGGAGAUCGAUCUAGAGAAUACCUACUUGCAACGUUGUUCAAAAUUUUAAUCAUUCAUAGAGAGUCAUUGUGCAAUACUCUUUCAUCUUCCUUGUCUUCUUCAUUAUCAAUAUCAUCAUCGUCACCAUCAGUCUUAUCAUCAACAUCAUCACCAUCUUCCAUUAGUGGUGGCACGUGCGAAACUUUAGUGGGGAAUUUGAUUGAAAUGUUGCUGGCAAGGUACCUUGCCGAACCCAAUAACAAAUGGAAGGUCUUGCUUUUUGAUAUGCUUUCAUUGAUGAAACUGUCGAUCUCGACGAGAAGAAACUCAAUCACAAAUAUUGAUUUCGCAACUUCACCCAAUCUGGGAAGUACACCCAAUGAAUUUCAUCCUGUUGCUACAUCUAAUGUAACCACCACUGUGAGUGCACAAAUCGGUACUUUAUUUGAGUUGCCAAAGAUGAAAGAUGUUAAUGAGCUCAAAAGUGAACUAGACGAUGACAUGAUAAGAUCCAUUAUUAUGCUUGAUCUAGAAGAGCUUAAAUAUGGCGGCGAUGUAAGCACUUUCAAUGAUCCUAGUUUGGUCAUCGACUCUACCCGAAGAGAUGUUUUUGCAAUGUCGCCUUUUGUUAGUAAUUUAUUAUCAGUCAACAAGAGCGGAGAUUAUCAAAAAACUAGUAAUGGCAUUGAUAUCAAGCCAUUCCAAAUGAAGAGCUAUGAAAUUAUCGAGGAUAUUACUGUUUCUACUGUGAAUGAUGCGUGUUUGAACUUGCUGCUCUUUGAUUCUUAUCUAACCAGAGAAAAUCCUGUGUGA